AUGGAGUCCCUGUCCGACAAUGGAGCGGGCUUCAUCGGGUUGGCAGAUUCUUUUUGCAAUGACAGUCCGCCGCGGGUGACGCAGCAGAGCAUGGCGCACCCUGAGAGCAUGCCACCGGCCAUGGGCUCGACCCGGUCGAGCGAUCAGGGCGGGCGCUCUCGCGGCCACUCGAACGGCGGCGGACGUAAUUCUACGGGCACUCGACUGGAUGCUCGCUCGCACAUUUGCUUUGAGUUCUGCAAGGGCCUCUGCAGGAGAGGCGCGCGGUGCAAGUUCUCCCACGACAUUGCGACCAUAGUGGCUGUCAACAGCCAGUACCGCGGCGUGUGCUUCGACUUCGCGCGCGGCGAGUGCACCCGCGGGGUCCUGUGCAAGUUCUCGCACGACCCCGGGGUGAUCGCGCACGCGCUGGCCGGGCAGGCGGCGGCCGCGCAGCCUGGCCCGGCGCAGCCUCCCGCAGGCAUCCCCGCGCCGCAGCACGACGCGGCGCAGGCGCAGGCGCGGCGCCGCGGCGCCCCCGUGCAGGUCUGCGUGGACUUCCUCAGCGGGCACUGCAACAACGGCACCGCGUGCCGGCUGUCGCACGACCUGCGCCUGGUGCAGGCGCUGGCCAUGGCCAACGCCCCGCACGUCCACCAGGAGGAGGCCAUCCGGCAGAUGCAGCUCUCCGCGCAGCAGAGCCAGCAGGAGUUCCAGGCGCGGCAGCACUCGAUGCAGCAGGCGCGGCAGCUCUACGCCCUGCAGGCGCAGCUGCAGGGGCUGCUCGCCAAUGGGCAGCAGGCCCCCGAGAACCUCUUCUCCAUCCUCUCGCCCGUCCACCUCGGCCCGGACGGCCAGGUCCUCGCCGGCCAGCAGGCGCCCCCGCCUCUCAAGGACCACAUCCAGAACGGCGCCGUGCACGCGGUGCCCGACGCCACCGCCGCGCAGGCGCAGUACUGGUCGAUGCCGGAGUACCAGUACCUCAUGCCCGCGCCCAGCGCCGGGACGGACAUCCUCGCGCAGCGCGUCGCCGCGAACGCCGCGGCGGGCAUGGGGGCGCCGCCCAUGUGGGGCCACGCGCACGGCGCGUCGGGGGCGUCGGGGCGCACCUCGGGCGGCUCCGGCGAGCUGUACGGGAAGACGCUGCAGGCCGCGCUCGCCGAGAACCACAUGGCGCGCGGGUCGUCCGAGGGCGGCGCGGACAGCCACACCAGCGCGGGGAGCACGGCCGCGGCCCGCUCGACCACGCAGCGCGUGCGGCCCGCGGGGUCGGGCGGGCGCACGCCGCAGAUGUUCGGCGUGGGCACGGUGCGCAGCGCGGAGGAGUGGCGGUACAUGAUGGGCGGCAACCACCCGACGCCGCUGCAGGCGCCCGUGCCGGUGCUGUCCGAGGGCCAGGGCGCCCCGGACGGGUCCGACGUGCUGUCGAUGCGGCUCGCGUCGACGCGGCUGAGCGACGAGCAGCAGCAGUGA
This is a messenger RNA of Pedinophyceae sp. YPF-701, 1452 nucleotides long. Lineage: Eukaryota; Viridiplantae; Chlorophyta; Pedinophyceae. The record is from the annotation of a GenBank genome assembly.